AUGUCUCGCCAGUCCUGUGCUCUUGGCAAGGGUUUCAGCUCCAGCUCUGUGUGUUUUGGGGGCAAGAACAAGGUCACGUUUGGCUCUGCGCACCGCGGAGGAUGCCGGGGAUCUGGUGGUGCUGGUGGCUUCAGCAGCCGGAGCCUCUAUUCCCUGGGGGGCAGUAAAAGUACCUCCCUGGGAGGAUUUGGGGGGGCUGGUGGUACCUGCAGAGGCUUUGGUGGCCAAGGAGGCUUUGGCUUUGGGGCCGGAGCGGGAUUUGGGGGUGGCUAUGGUACAGGGUGCUUUGGUGGAGGCCUCAGCAGUGGCUUUGGUGGUUUUGGUGGAGGAUUUGAUGGUGGAAUGGGGGGCCAGGGCUUCCCUCCGUGCCCCCCGGGUGGCAUCAGGGAGGUGACCAUCAACCAGAGCCUGCUGGCCCCCCUCAACCUGGAGAUUGACCCUGAGAUCCAGAAGGUUCGGACACAGGAGCGGGAGGAGAUCAAGAAACUCAAUGACAAAUUUGCCUCCUUCAUCGACAAGGUUCGGUUCCUGGAGCAGCAGAACAGAGUCCUGGAGACCAAGUGGGAGCUGCUGCAGCAACAGGCUGGUCCAGGAACGGGGGGCAGGAACCUGGACCCUUUCUUUGAGACUUACAUCAGUGGGCUGAGGAAGCAGUUGGAUGGUCUCUUCAGUGAGAAGCACCAACUGGAGACAGAGCUGAAGAGCUUCCAGGACAUGGUGGAGGACUUCAAGACAAAGUACGAGGAGGAGAUAAACAAAAGGACAGCAGCUGAGAACGAAUUUGUGCUCCUGAAGAAGGACGUGGAUGGAGUCUACAUGACUAAGGUGGAACUCCAGGGAAAACUGGAUUCUCUGUCAGAUGAGAUCAACUUCCUCAAGUGUCUUUAUGAGGCAGAGCUGUCCCAGAUGCAGAAGACUGUGUCUGACACCUCGGUGGUGCUGUCCAUGGACAACAACCGGAACCUGGACCUGGACAGCAUCAUUGCAGAGGUCAAGGUGCAGUACGAGGAGAUCGCCAACCGCAGCCGGCUGGAGGCCGAGUCCUGGUACCGGUGCAAGUACGAGGAGCUGCAGGCAACUGCGGGCAAGCAUGGGGACAGCCUCAAGGACACCAAGAUUGAGAUCUCGGAGCUCAACCGCAUGAUCCAGAGGAUACGGGCUGAGAUUGAGAGUGUGAAGAAGCAGUGUGAGACUGUUCAGACAUCAAUUGCGGAUGCAGAGCAGCGUGGGGAGGUGGCUCUCAAGGAUGCCAGGGACAAACUGGCUGAGCUGGAGACAGCUCUGCAAAAAGCCAAGGCUGACCUGGCCCGACAACUCCGGGAAUACCAGGAGCUCAUGAAUGUCAAACUAGCCCUGGAUGUGGAGAUUGCGACCUACAGGAAGCUGUUGGAGGGCGAGGAGUGCAGGAUGUCUGGAGAGUGCCAGAGCUCCGUCAGCAUCUCCGUGGUGGGCGGCAGCAGCUCCAUGGGAGGUGGAUACGGCAGUGGAUUGUGCCUUGGAGGAGGAGGAAUUGGCUUUGGAAGUGGGAAAGGCAGCUGCAGCACUGGUGGUGCUGGUUUAUGCUUCAGCCUGGGAGGGGGUGGAUUUAGUGCCGGGGGUGGAUUUGGUUCCCUGGGUGGGGGAUCUAACUCAGUGGUGGUGGGGGGAUCUGGCAACAUCCUAAAGAAUGGUGGCCCCGCUGGCCGGAGGGCAUAG
Cinclus cinclus is the source of this 1695-nucleotide messenger RNA. RefSeq names its product keratin, type II cytoskeletal 4-like. The transcript is spliced from 9 exons. NCBI's taxonomy places the organism in Eukaryota, Metazoa, Chordata, Aves, Passeriformes, Cinclidae. The coding region runs from base 1 to 1695 and encodes 564 amino acids. Gene Ontology annotation, biological process: intermediate filament organization; keratinization. Gene Ontology annotation, molecular function: structural constituent of skin epidermis. The record is from RefSeq and is a predicted model, not a curated record. Gene Ontology annotation, cellular component: keratin filament.